Lizanozyma spartinae is the source of this 3024-nucleotide messenger RNA. It is a transcript of the gene BBC1, whose product is annotated as Bbc1p. Bases 1 to 3024 code for a protein of 1007 amino acids. Lineage: Eukaryota; Fungi; Ascomycota; Pichiomycetes; Serinales; Debaryomycetaceae. The transcript has a single exon. Gene Ontology annotation, molecular function: protein binding. The record is from RefSeq and is a predicted model, not a curated record.
AUGACUGACCCUCUGCCUCCAUUCAAGGUGAAGGCCUUAUAUACGUAUGAAAAUGAUUAUGAAGAUGAUUUGACCUUCAGUGCUGGGCAAAUUCUCACCGUCACUGUGGUAGAAGAUGAUCAAUGGUACACGGGAACUUAUGAUGGACAAGAGGGCAUUUUCCCCCGUAACUUUGUGGAAAUUUAUCAUGAACUUCCCCCAGUACCGGUUUCCAGACCAACUCCUAAAUCUCCAAACAGAGAGACUACAGCUGCUACUGCUAAUGCCACUAAGGAAUCAAAGGAUAAUAUUGUUGUAGAUGAAGUGAAGCCCAAGCUUUCGGAUUCCAUCGGUACAGGCCCCAUUCCGAAACCCGUACUUCCCGGAGGCCAUAAAGUUGCCGAUCCAUAUAGUGUUACUAAGCAGUUUAUGGCUACUGGUAAAUCAUCAUACGUGCCUCAAGUAACGCCCAGAGAUCAGGCCAAUGUGAUUCACACCAUUCCGGCAAGCUCUAGCUCACAUGCGCCCCCACCAGAUGUUGUCCGCGAAACUUCCCAAACAGUGGCCCAAGAGGAAGAAGAACCCAAGGUCAGUUUGAAAGAGCGUAUUGCACUUCUCAAGAAGAGACAAGAAGAAGAAGCUGAACGCGAAGCAGCUGCACUCAAGAGAGAGGAGGAAAGAAAGAAAAAAGCCGCCGAGAAAGCCAAAUUGAAGAAGCAGAAGGCUUUGAACCAGCAUACAACAGGGGAUAGUGUAAUCAGUGCUGGUUCAGUCGAUGGAGGUGCGGAAUUAUUAAAUGCCAAUGAAAAUACUGAAGAAGGUAUAACUGAAGAAGGAGAAGAAAGCUCAACUGUUAAGGUGCAAGGUGAAGAUAAUGAAUUGGGAUCCGUAGAAAAUAGAGAAGGCAACGAAGAAGAUGAUGAAGAAGAAGAUGCUGAAGCUGCUGAAGAAGAAGAAGAAGAAGAAAGCGAAGAACCAACUGAAGAAGAAGACGAUGAAGAACUCAAAAGAAGAAGAUUAGUUGAACGCAUGGCUAAAAUAUCUGGUGGAAGAAGUAUGUUUGGUAUGAUGGGUAUGGCAACUCCAUUUAGUCAAGCAACUCAAGCAUCGACCCCCAAACGAACAAAAUCAGUCAAAAAGCUGAGUGACGAAUCAGAUGAAGUUAGCAAAGCCAAACCUAUUCCAAUCUUGCCAAUGGUCGGCAAUACCCCAAUUCCUUCAGCUUUGAAGAAGUCUGUGAAUUCGCCCGAAGCAUCAAAGGUCCAAGACUCCAGCCAGUAUCCUGAAAGUGAAAGUUCUGUAAUGAUUGAGGAUGACAUAGCAACAGAAUCAGAUUCAAGAAUUCUCGAACCUCAAGAAUUUAAAAUUGAUCCUGUAAGACCAUCACUUGCUUCAGAUGGUGAAGUUGAUACUUAUCAGUCAAACAUGGAUUCGAACAUUAGAAUAACGACUAGUCUUGAUGAUGAAAAGGAGAAAGAACCUACAGGCUACGAAGCGGAUGAAGAUUUAUCUGAUAUAGCAAGGACUUCUACGAUAACGGGACCUUCCGCUCUUGAUUCUCCAGUUAAAACGUCUAUACCUCCAGCUCCUCCUGUUCAAGUGCCUCCUACACUUCCUUCAUUGCCAAGACUGUCUACUGGUUUGAAUGAUGUAGAUGAUUCGACCAUACCUAAUACUGUACCGCCACCACCCCCCUCUACUAUCCCUAGAUCACCAACUAUGAAACAACCUAAAGUGCCUUCAAUUGCACCUCCUAUUCCAAAAGUGAUCUCUUCAAGCUCAUCAACUAUUCCCCGCGGGCCAGCUAUAGGAUCAAUGAUUCCUCCUCCAAUCCCUUCUGCACCAAAAAUCCCUACUAGCCAUCCUGUCGACGUUCAAGAAGAAAAACUUGUAAGUGAAAAGGAAGUAUCUAACAACAAUAAUGAUGAAGUCGACAAUGAUCAAACUACGGACAGUGAAGAGCAAGAAGAAUACGAUGAUGUAACCUCUGAGGAAGUUGGAGAUAGAGAUAUAAUACAACAUGCCGAGAGCGAGGAAGACCAAGACAUUAUUAGUCCUACACUGGCACCACCAGCUUUACCAUAUGGAAUACCACAGAUUCCCAAAACAGCACCUUUUGCUCCUUCCAUUCCAGCAGUCCCCUCUAGUGCACCUCCUCCAGUAGCAAGUGAAGAGUUAACUAAUGAAAGUAUAUCUUAUGCAACUGCUCUGCGAGCUGCUACAGAUGCAUCCCUUGGACGGAAAUCGUCCAUAAAAGGCGACGAGCAAACAAAUGCCGAAUUAGUAUUGAGUGAAUUAGAGUUUGAAAUAGCCAACAUUACAGGGAAUUCCAAUUGGUGGCUUAAAGGAGAGCUCCCUGAUUCAUUGAUACAAAAGGCUAGAUCAGAUUUGAUUUAUGAAGUUGAUAGUCAUGAAAUUCGUAAGAGAGGAGGGCGAGUUGUCAACUUCCGUGAUUAUUAUGUUCUAUUUUAUGAUUUAAGUCAAUUGGUGUUUGAAAUUGAAUUUGAAAAGGAUGAUCCCAGAUCAUCGAUUAAAUUGGUUAAUUCGUUAAUUAUGCCUGUACCAACCAUCCAUAAGGAUUUGUUGAAUAAGUAUAGAAAUGAAUAUGGAGAUCGAGUUGUUCUGGAAGCAAGUUCCUUACUUGGUCUGAUAGUUACAGGUGAAUUUGUUGAUUUGAUUUUGAACAAGUUUUCCUCAGAAUUGAUUCAACCAAUUGGUAAUAAAUCUUGCGGUGUUACAAUAUACAAGAACUUUAACAAUCAUAAUAUUGCAAAGAUUGAUGAUAUACGUGCAGGAGAUAUACUAUGGAUCAAGAAUGGUAAGUUCCAAAGUCACAAAGUAAUGGGAAGUAAAGUGAUUAGCGUUGGUGACCAUGAAGUACACAAAUCAAUUAUUUAUGAGUAUGACACCCGCAAAGAUAAAAUCAGGGUCAUUGAGCAAGAAUCAAAUGGACUCAUUAAGAAAGAAAGUUACAAAUUAACAGACUUUAAAAGUGGGAAGCUUCGAGUGUUUCGACUUGUUGGUCGUGAUUAUGUUAAUUGGUAG